AUGAUACCCCGAUGGAUUCAGCUGGUGGGCUGCCUAUUACUGGCGCUCAUGUUGCCGCCGAGCGCUGCGAAGAAAGACAAACCCGGCAUAUCUUUCCAUAAACUCCACGAGAAGCCGUAUUCUAUGUUCUAUUUCGAGAAGUCUGAUACUGUUUUGUUAAAUUUGGAGGACGGAGAAGUUCUACGUUCGUUUGACGCUGGCGAAAACUGGGAAGUGAUUGAGGACAAUGGCAUGAAGCACGGAGUGACUUCCAUCCACCAGCAUCCUUUCGACGAGGAUAAAGCUUACGCGCUGGGAGAUGACGGGAAACACUGGAUAACCACGGAUAAAGCAAAAACAUGGAAGUCUUUUAAGGUUCCAGACCAGGCAUAUUUCAAAAGUCCACAAACGGGCCCUCUAACGUUCCACGGACGGGAUUCCAGCAAAGUCAUUUUCGAAACAAGACCGUGCCCUUCAUGUGCGCCACGAUCAUACUAUACAACAGACGACUUCGAUACAAUAGAAGUGCUGACAGAAAGCGCAGUGGGGUGCUACUGGGCAGUUGGAAAUCCUCAAUUCGCAGCAGGUCCCAAUAUGCCAAAAGGCAUGGAAGAGCGCACUGUUUGUGUAGUCCCAGGUCUCAAGGCGUCGUCAAGGUUUGCCUUUCGAUUGGUCUACUCUGACGACUACUUCCGCAGCCAAGGGAUCGAGACGAAACUUCAGGAUGGCCGACCAGUAUCUGGUGUGACCAGUAUCGCGCAAGUCAAGAGCUUCAUCGUCGCGGCUGUCGAAUCUCAAGGAACCACUGAGCGUGCUCUAUAUGUAACAACAGAUAUUGAAAAGUGGCAUCGGGCGGAAUUCGGAGACCAUAGGCUGGAACAAGACGCGUACACUGUGCUGGAGAGCAGUGAUUAUAGCCUUCAGGUUGACGUUCUAACAAAUCCGUUCAGCGGCAUGGGUGUACUUUUCACUUCUAACUCGGAUGGCACCUAUUUUACUCGCAACAUUGAACACACUAAUCGCGGCCCAAGGGGCUACGUUGAUUUCGAGAAAUUAGCUGCUAUCCAAGGGAUAGUAUUGGUAAAUACUGUCAGAAAUCCGGACGAUGUCGAGGCCGGUGCAUCCAAAGAGGUUGUCAGUCAGAUAAGCUUCGAUGACGGAAGGACUUUUCAGCCUCUAAAAUCAACUGAUGGGCAGCGAAUCCAUCUCCAUUCAGUUAAUUCGGACACAAACCUUGGACGAGUUUUUUCCAGUCCCGCCCCUGGAUUGGUAAUGGGAGUGGGUAAUACCGGUGAUUACCUCGGUAAGCGCUCAGAUGGGCAUUUGUAUGUCAGCGAUGAUGCAGGCCUUACUUGGCGCCUUGCUCUUAAAGGGCCGCACAAGUAUGAAUUUGGUGAUCAAGGGGCAGUGCUAGUGGCAAUUAGCGAAGCACCCAAAGUUAAAAAGAUUGAAUACUCUCUUGACCAUGGAAAAGAGUGGAAGUCAGUCGAUCUUCCUCAUGAGGUCGAUGGUGAAACAUCUACUCUAACCACGACCCCUGAUUCAACGAGCUUGAAGUUCAUCCUACUUGGGCACUCGAAAGGAGAACCCUCUGUUUAUGCAAUUGACUUUGAGGAUUUGCAUGAACGAAAAUGCGAAGAUGAAGACUUUGAUAACCAUUGGCCUGCUCGAUUGGAUGAACAUGGAGAACCAGAUUGCCUGAUGGGCCAGAAACAAUUUUUCAGACGCAGGAAGGCUAAUGCUGACUGCUUCGUUGCGGAGGCAUUCAACAGUUCUAUGUCGAAAUUCGAGCCGUGCAAAUGUACUGUUGAGGACUUCGAGUGCCAGUCUACACGGACUGAGGAUGGCAAAGACUGUGUUCCACCGAAGUCUUUUACCCCCCCAGAUGGAGACUGUAUAAACCCAGAUGAUACGACCAUGAUUCCGUCGGGCUGGAGGUUGAUUCCCGGCGACGUUUGUGUUCGCGAUGAUGGGGUUAACCUCGACAAAGAUGUUGAAAUACCCUGCAAAGAUGUCAACAAUAGGCCGAAGAGCAAAGAAAUUACCUCUACCAUGAAGAUGUUCAGCUCGGGCUUGUCCGCUUACAGGUACCUCGAACGUCAAGUGUCGAAUCUUGGGGAAGAUGAGACGGUCCUGAUGCUCAGCCGCAAUCAGGAAUUAUUCGUGUCUCAUGACCAUGGCCAAACCUGGCAGCAAGAACUAAAAGGGGCCAGCAUUAUGAAAAUCGUCCCUCACCCUUACAACAGUGAUACCGCCUAUAUCCUUACUGACAGCGAGGAGGUGUUUUACACCAUAAACCGAGGCGCGACGUUUGGGUCUUUUAGAGCGAAGACGCUUCCGGACUACGAAAAUGGUCCAAUUCUGAGGUUCCAUCCUUUAAAGAGAGACUGGUUACUCUGGGUUGGUACAGAAUGCGACUCUGGCAGCUGCCACUCCAACGCCUAUUUUAGUGAUGAUCGAGGGGACUCUUGGAAGACCAUUUUGCGCCAUGCCAAAAAAUGCGAGUUCGAGUAUAAGGAAAAUCGUCCAGACAGCUUGUACCUCGUAUUCUGCGAGCAAUAUGAAAAUGAGGACGACAAGAAACGGCUGCAAUUGAUGUCUACAACUGACGAGAGGUUCUCCGACUGGGAAACUGUUGAAGAAAAUCUUGUGGAAUAUGCCACCAGGGCUGAAUACAUCAUACUUGCUUCCCACACAGAUAAAGAUAACGCUUUGAAGGCUAGGGUUAGUGUCGACGGUACAACAUUUGCCGAUCUGAAGUUUCCGCCCAAUGUCGUGCCAGCUCAAAAUCUAUACACCCUUGUUGACGCCUCUGAGCACGCCAUCUUCCUGUAUGUCGGAGGGAGUAAUAACACCGGCUCAUUGAUAAAAAGUAACAGCAACGGCACAACAUAUGUCCUUAGUUUGGAUGCCGUGAACCAAAACGACUGGGGAUAUGUUGAUUUCGAGAGAAUGCAGGCUUUGGAGGGUGUCAUAAUUGCGAAUAUUGUCAGCAAUGUUGACGAGCUUUCCGACGGAGCACCCAAGAGGCUGAGGACAAUGAUCACUCACAAUGAUGGUGGUGAGUGGACAUUAUUAGCACCGCCAACCAAGGACGCCAAUGGCAAGAAGUUCCCCUGUUCUGUUGUUGAGGGGAAAGGCACUGAAGAUUGUGCGCUUCACCUUCACGGAUACACCGAGCGCGCAGAUCCGCGAGAUACAUUUUCCUCCGGUUCCGCGAUUGGCUUGAUGAUGGGCUUGGGCAACGUGGGGGAUCGGCUAACCAGCAAAGAUGAAGCAGACACCUUCCUGACCAUGGACGGUGGGAUCACCUGGAAGUCCGUCAAGAAAGGUAGAUAUAUGUGGGAAUAUGGCGACUCAGGGUCCGUAAUUGUGAUCGUAUCUGAACAGAAGUCAACAAAAGUCCUGCAUUACAGCACCGACGAGGGCGCCACCUGGCAGGACUAUUAUUUUUCGGAUGAGGAAAUUGAGGUUAUUGAUAUCUCCACUGUACCCUCAGAUACCUCAAAGAAAUUCAUUCUAUGGGGCAAAAAAUCGGACGAGCUUGUUACCGUCAAUGUCGACUUCAGCGGGCUUUAUGAUAGGGACUGUGAAUUCGACGACAAGGGUGGAGAUGUCAGUGACGAUUAUCAGCUCUGGACCCCGAAGCAUCCAUUCCAGGAGGAAAAUUGUUUGUUCGGGCAUGUUGAGCAAUAUCGUCGCAAGAAACCUUCAGCUGAAUGUUGGAAUAAUUGGCGGGGACCGCAUCUGCACAGUAUCCAAAGAAAUUGCACUUGCACUACAGCUGAUUACGAAUGUGACUAUAACUACGAACGUCAAAAUGACGGCACAUGCAAGCUUGUGCCUGGUUUGAAACCACAUGAUCCAGUUGGCUAUUGCAAAGCCCAUCCAGAUGCGAUCGAGUAUUUUGAGCCUACUGGAUACCGUCGCAUUCCUCAGACGACGUGUCAAGGUGGCUAUAACUUGGACCAUCAGACCGCAAAGCCUUGCCCUGGGAAGCAACAAGAGUACGAUAAGAAGCAUGGAAUUAGUGGCAUCGGGCUUUUCUUCGCCAUCGUGGCACCUAUUGCUGUUGCAGGAGCUGUCGGUUAUUAUAUCUAUACCAAAUGGGAUGGCAAAUUCGGCCAAAUUCGGCUCGGAGAAACUUCAACCGGGACACAAGGAAUUCUAUCUCGAGAUUCCUUGCUGGUUACUGUUCCGAUAGCCAUCAUAGCUGGCAUUGUUGCUGUCGCGAAGGCGCUUCCAUUGCUGGUUACGAGUCUAUGGCGGAGUGCUAGCGGAUAUAUGCGUGUUGGUAAUCGCAGCUACCCACGCCCAUACGCAUCUAGGGCUUCGUUCGCUGCUCGACGAGGCGAUUAUAGUAGCGUGGUUGAAGAUGAAGACGAGCUACUUGGUGUCGUAGAUUUUGAUGGCGACGAAGAGGAGGAUUCAUAA
Molecule: messenger RNA, 4413 nt
Organism: Aspergillus nidulans FGSC A4
Lineage: Eukaryota; Fungi; Ascomycota; Eurotiomycetes; Eurotiales; Aspergillaceae
Product: protein vpsT
Exons: 2
Coding region: 1-4413 (1470 amino acids)
Biological process (GO): vacuolar transport
Cellular component (GO): Golgi apparatus; cytosol; membrane
Source: RefSeq, a predicted model, not a curated record